AUGGACUGGGAGAAGUACAGGCCGGCGCUGCCCCCGGCGCGAGGCGUGCACGUGCCGCACCUGGCGCGGUUGGCGCGAGGGCAAGGCAGCAGCCAGACCCCCGGCUCUCAGGCCAGCACCGACGACACCACCGACGGCGGAACUGCAGGGUCGCAGCUGACGCACCUGCUUCCGCAGAAGGUUCCCCAGUGGCUGGAGCUGUUGGAAGAUCUCUUCAGCGCGCCAUUUGUUCGCGCUGCGCGCGAUCGGCGCAUGCAGCAGUUGUUCGAUCACGACGAGUUCGUGCACGUGUCGGUCGACGCCACCAUCAGGGCGGCCGCGCGCCUCAAAGGGCAGGCGAAUUAUCGAGACUCUGCGGAAAAGAGAGCCGCCGCGCCAUUCGACGACACGGCUGCCAAGAGGCGCAUCCUCACAGUGCGCGGCCGCACGGCGGCCGUCGCAGGCAUGUGGCCGAUCGCGUCUGAGGCCGCGCGGAACAUUAAGGAGAUGCUUCAGAUGCGUCUUCCACAGGCAGCUCUCGAUCAGCGUCGCUCGAUCGCGAGGGACGAGCCCUCUGGUGAGUUGGGCGGCCAGCUGUUGCAGAUCUGCAAGAAUCUGACCUGGCUAUGCCUGGAUCCGGCCAGGGCAGACAGCCUGCGCAUGGUUCUGAACGAAGUCAACAAUAUUGAUUAUCGGGCUACCUCGGGCGCGUGGGGCCCAGCGUAUACUGGUGGACAACUGCAACCCCUGACGCCAGGCCAGAAAAGGAGUCGGGGCGCAGUGAAGAGCGACAACAUGCCCAGUGGAGAGGCGCAGCGCCUCCUGGACAACCUGAACGGGCAAGAGCCUUUCAAGAACGCCGGUGAGUUCGUUAGAGCCAUGGUGAACCGCGGCACAGCGAGCGGGCGGCUCCUGAUAGAUGUGCUCUGGUCGGCUACGUCGGUGGAGCGUGCGCAGUUCUUGUUCAACAACGCGCGGGCGCGCCACUCCUUACCCGAGAAGUGCCAAUCGCUGAUUGGUUCUGGCACGUCGCCGAACGCGGCGCUGCGCGCCGAGGUCAACAGGUGGUUCCGCAGCCAGCCUGAGCUCUACCUUGAAACGCUGGAACUGCAGCUGGCGGCGGCCACCCGCGCCAAGCUGAUCGCGCACAACGCUGCCGUGUACGCGCCAGCUCUGAGAGCGCUCACCUCGCAGACAGUGCUCGCGACCGCGAUGGGCCGCCAGCUCGCGUCCCCCGACGAAUGGCGUCGCUUCUGCGCGGCUCGGGCGUCGGGCGUCGGCGCGCCUUCGAAGGCGUGCCUGCCCAGGAGCGCCCAGCGGAAGGCUUCUCAGCCGUUGGCCAAGCAGUGGGCAAAGUAUCGUAAGAACUGUAAGCCUAUCGUUCUGAAGAGGCUGGCGGCGCCGAAGGUUGCGCAGAAGAG
Molecule: messenger RNA, 1400 nt
Organism: Prorocentrum cordatum
Lineage: Eukaryota; Dinophyceae; Prorocentrales; Prorocentraceae
Source: the annotation of a GenBank genome assembly